This is a messenger RNA of Nycticebus coucang (slow loris), 2741 nucleotides long. It is a transcript of the gene METTL22, whose product is annotated as methyltransferase 22, Kin17 lysine. The record is from RefSeq and is a predicted model, not a curated record. Gene Ontology annotation, cellular component: nucleus. Gene Ontology annotation, biological process: protein methylation. Gene Ontology annotation, molecular function: protein methyltransferase activity. Bases 1648 to 2685 code for a protein of 345 amino acids. The transcript is spliced from 10 exons. NCBI's taxonomy places the organism in Eukaryota, Metazoa, Chordata, Mammalia, Primates, Lorisidae.
GAAGGUCUGACACGCUUGCCACUAAAGCAGCUCCACGGUGUUGAUCAGGGCACAAGCACAAUGUGAGUGCCCACCCCGUGUUCAGCCUGGCCGUGCAGAGUGUCAGAACCUGCGGCAGCGAGGGCUCUCCUGCUCCACUCACAGCACCACCAGCCUCACACCCCUCCAUGUGCCUCCUCACCUGUGGCUCUCUCCUAUGCUUUGCCUCCUUCCUAGAGCACCUGCCCCAGCACAGUUCUCAUCACUGUGCAGGUCCCAGGUCAGCCCUGCCUCCCCAGGAAGCCUCGCAGCUGCUGCCUCCUUCAGCUAUGCUCUCUGAACUCAGCAUGAGGAGGGUGUGGGGCAGGGUACAGUUUUUGGAGGGUAUGGCCAGGCUGGGCUGCAGCAGGGAGACACAGGAGGCUCUGGACCUGGAGUGUGGCAGAGAGGGAUGUAGAUCUGAAAUUAAUCAGGUACAGGACAGUCAGAGCUGGAAGCUAGGUAGGAAAGAGGUUUCCACUUGUAGUAUCUGCCACUCAUGCACAGGGGUCAGAGCAGAGGGGAUUGGUGACCCCACGCUUUCAAAUCUUGAGACCUGGUGCUCUAGAAACACCAGGAGCACUAGGGAGCCAGGGCAGGAGGUGACGAUGGCUGAUUUCCUGCUGUGCUUUGGAUGUCUCUGCCAGCAUCCUUUCCUAUGAUCUCAGGAAGUGACCAGCCCAGUAGCCAGCAGCUCCCUGGUGAUGAGGCAGGGUUUGAAUCCAUGUGGUCAGUCCCACAGCUGGCACUCUUGCCACCCCCAGCACUGCUUGUGUGGGGGAAAGAGCUCUGAUUUGAGUCUGUCCAUUAAGAUCCAUUGUCCUGGGCGGCGCCUGUGGCUCAGUCGGUAGGGCGCCGGCCCCAUAUACCGAGGGUGACAGGUUCAAACCCGGCCCCGGCCCAACUGCAACCAAAAAAUAGCCGGGAGUUGUGGCGGGCGCCUGUAGUCCCAGCUACUCGAGAGGCUGAGGCAAGAGAAUCGCUUAAGCCCAGGAGUUGGAGGUUGCUGUGAGCUGUAUGAGGCCACGGCACUCUACCAAGGGCCAUAAAGUGAGAUUCUGUCUCUACAAAAAAAAAAAAAAAGAUCCAUUGUCCUUCAUGGUACCUGAGGUCUUGUGCAAAGGGCCCUCCCAGCACUGGACUGGGACAGGGAACAGGGUCAGUGAGUGACACUUAGAAACAGAGAGAAUAACAGCACUGGUACCCGUCCCUUCAUCCAUCCAACAAGCAGUUUCUGAGCGCCUACACAGCAGCGCCCAGCAGGUUCUAUCCCAGAUCAUUCCAGCAGGGUGACUGCUCCCUGGUUUUCAGGUAUGACCUGUGGUCCUUGGGCCUUGACAGGUAAGGCUGAGUAUUCCCAUUUCACAGAGGCGGGGACCGAGACUCAGAGAGGUUGAGGAACUUCCCCAAGGUCACACAGCUAGGCAGUGGCAGAGCUGAGACUCAUGCCAGGUCUGUCUGAUGCCACAGCCUGUGUUCUUAGCCCUCAUUGUGUGAGCAGAGCAUUUGAAAGUGGCUUGGAAAGUUCUGUUUCUCAGGGGGGCCACUGAUGGCUCAUGUUGCUCUCACCCCUCAUUUGCUCAGCCUCCCAAGAGGAGGGGAACAGUAGGGUUGGUGAUUCUACGGUUGAUGUUGGCCCUCCAGUGUGUAUGUAUUUGGUGUUCUGGGAACUUGCCAUCCUCCGAUGUGCUCAGAACAGAGUCCUGCAGGAAAGGGCUACAGUGUGGCCCCCUUCCCUGCCUGCCUCAUUUUGAUGACCUCAUUGCACACCCACCCAUUAUCUGGAUACCUGGAAGUUCACCUUUUUUUGCUAUCAGUGGAUCCAUACCUGCCCAGAAGGAGGAAAAGGGCAGAUGUGCUGGGCAGUCACUGAGACCUGUGACUCCCCUGAUGACUCAUCAUGAAGAAGAAUUUGCCUAUUCAAGAAUCUGCACUCCAGACUCAAGAAUACUGUCAGACAGGCCAGAGCACACCAUGGCCACCCCACUGGAAGAUGUUGGCAAGCAGGUGUGGCGGGGCGCCCUGCUCCUGGCAGACUACAUCCUGUUCCAACGGGACCUCCUCCGAGGGUGCACCGUGUUAGAGCUGGGGGCGGGCACAGGGCUUGCUAGCAUCGUUGCAGCCACCGUGGCACGGACUGUUUACUGUACAGAUGUCGGUGCAGAUCUCCUGGCCAUGUGCCAGCGAAACAUUGCCCUCAACAGCCACCUGGCUACUGCUGCAGGUGGUAUAGUUAAGGUCAGAGAACUGGACUGGCUGAAGGAUGACCUCUGCACAGAUCCUGAGGUCCCCUUCAGCUGGUCAGAGGAAGACAUUUCUGACUUGUACGAUCACACCACCAUACUGUUUGCAGCCGAAGUGUUUUAUGAUGACGACUUGACUGAUGCUGUGUUCAAAACACUCUCCCGACUCGCCCACAGGUUUAAAAAUCCCUGCACAGCUAUUCUGUCAGUGGAGAAGAGGCUCAACUUCACACUGAGACACUUGGAUGUCACGUGCGAGGCCUACGACCACUUCCGUUCCUGUCUGCGGGUACUGGAGAAGCUGGCGGAUGACAAGCUGCACUUUGUGGUGGAGCCCGUGGAGGCCUCCUUCCCUCAGCAUCUUGUUUACGAGCGCAUUCGGCAGCUGGAGCUCUGGAAAGUCAUCGCAGAACCGAUAACGUGACCUGCGGCAGCUCAAGUAUUCUCAUACGUUUCUAAUAAAAUCAAACUCUCACCAGA